Molecule: messenger RNA, 2796 nt
Organism: Cordyceps militaris CM01
Lineage: Eukaryota; Fungi; Ascomycota; Sordariomycetes; Hypocreales; Cordycipitaceae
Product: GTP-binding protein SAR1
Exons: 6
Coding region: 1-2796 (931 amino acids)
Biological process (GO): vesicle organization; endoplasmic reticulum to Golgi vesicle-mediated transport; intracellular protein transport
Cellular component (GO): endoplasmic reticulum exit site; COPII vesicle coat
Molecular function (GO): GTP binding; GTPase activity
Source: RefSeq, a predicted model, not a curated record
AUGAAUAGCUCAGACACAAUAGCACAGGCGCCCACCUGGGCUGCCCAAACAACCGAAGACGACGACCUCGAUGAACCCCCCGAGAUAAAGCUUCACCACCCUCGACCCCAGAAGUUCCAAAGAGCCCCCAUUCGGAGAGCCUCUGAGCAGCCUUCCCUCCUCACCAAGGCAUUCAAGGAACAGGAUCACGAUGAUUUCCGCGAACCUCCUCGCUCCAUCCUCUCCACCGGCAGCCUGCGCCGUCGCUCCAUGGCCAGCACCGUCAGCAUCGCCUCUACUGCCGACCUCACCAGUGACACGGGCCAGACAAGCCCUUCCCGCACCAACACGCCUAGUCCUCCCAUCCCCGAGAUGGCCAUGCUUCGCCUCAACCGACAAGGGUUCCGCAUUAGCCCCAAUGCCGUCGUCCAGAGUAACACCGCCGAGUUACAAACCCAGGAACCCCCGAAAGAGGCCCCUCGCAAACGCUGCAUCCAGUUUGCCUGUGCUGCGAAACCCCCGCCAGAUGCUCCCGUCAACCCGGUCACUUCUGACAAGGUCGCCGCGUCACAGGAACCGCGUCGUUCAUGCAUCCGCUUUGCUUGCCCGCCUCGCCCCACGGGGACUCCAAACACCCCUCCUGGAGCCUCAGAGUUUACCGUUGCACCAACCUCGCGUCCCGCUACCGAGUCGCCAUCCACUCCCAAGAAGAUCUCGGCUCUUUCAGCUGCUUUGGCUGCCAGUCCCGUUACCGUGCGUCGUCCGUCUAAUGUACCGCCAGUCUCCCGACCCAAAUUCCUGCGUGCCAACUCAAUGGAUCUCGUCAAGGACUCCUCUCAGUUCCAUGAAUUUGCCAGUGGCAUCUCUCGUGAAGACGAUUGGAUACGCCAGGACAACAGCUCUACCAUCCGCGCCAAGCUCACCAUCAACGAUACUCUCACUAAGGAAAACAAUUUCCGCCGCCUGGCUGAUGAGGCUGAAGAGGAGGCUCUUCUAGAAGAAGCCGACGACAAGAAUGAGAAUGCAGAUGAGGAUGACGAUGACGAGGAUGGCCAGGAUGGUAACUCCGAGGACGAGGAUGAUGAAGACGACGAGGACCAGGACCGGGACGAAGAAGAUCUCGAUGACUGCGACGGCUACACCACUGAUGAGGAAACCGGUUUUGCUGAUUCUGACGACGACGAGGAGGACGAGAACAUGAUUCUCUGGACGCCUGGCUAUGGCAAUGCUGUCGGCCACAACUCCAGCACUCCCAUUGUUCGCCGCCCUUCAGCUGCGUCCCAGCUUUCUGAUUGCUCCACUAUCUCCAACCAGAGCCGCAAGGUUGGCCGCCGCUCCAAGCCUCGCAAUAUUCACUCGGAUCAUGAGGCACAUGACCUGCCCGACAGCACUGACUUCGUGUGUGGUACGCUGGACGAGGAUCGACCCUUGGAGGAGGCAUACAUGUCUUGCCUGGCCGCUCGCCGAAGUGAAAAGCUGCGCCUAAUCCCUCAAGAUAUCGACCCCAGCUUCCCAACCUCGGAUCCUGAGAAUGACGAUGACGAUGACGAUGAUGAUCGUCGUAUCGGUAGCGAGGAGGCUUCUUGGAUGCCCGCCAAGAUGGACGAUAUUCACCACGACGAUAGAUCUCGCCGUCGUAGAAAGAGUGAGCAGGGUUCGCCUCGCAAAUAUCAUUCGCCACCGCCUAAACGGCGCCUGUCACCGGCCCCCAAGGGCCGUGGUCGUUCCCCAAAGCCUCUUUUCGAUCGUCGCUCGCCUCGCCGGAUGCGCUCACCUGCGCCCCCCGCUCUCACCACACCCCUCCAGUCUCCACGCCAGGGCGAACUUGUUCAAUUUAACCUUGCUGGACGCCCUGACGUGACUCAUACCAAGUCGCUACCGCGGCCAGCUGCCAUGUUCCGCAUGAAGUCGCACAGGGCUCCCAAGCGGCUGGACGACGAGAUUCACGUCCGUGGUGCUGUCGACAUUGUCAAGGGGCUGGAGAAGAAACGCCAGAGGCGCAAGGAGAAAUUCAAUCAGAAGUACUGCAACAAAGCUCGACGUGGCCAAAUUCCCGAGCGGAAGACGCAACCCGGCCGAGGAGCUGAGCGCAUGAAGGAAGUCGGGUUGCUCAUGGCUGGCAAAAAGGAUCCUGGCAACUAUGUCCAAGGCCUGAACCACACUGAACCACCACGUAUCCAUCCAAGCCCAGCAUCCUCCCUUCGCCACAACACCUAUACCGAAAACGCCCCCAAACGCCCGACCAACAUGUGGAUUGUGAACUGGUUCUACGACGUCUUGUCGUCGCUUGGUCUGCUCAACAAGCACGCCAAGCUUCUGUUCCUCGGUCUCGACAAUGCUGGAAAGACGACGCUCCUGCACAUGCUCAAGAACGACCGCGUCGCUGUUCUGCAGCCCACUCUCCAUCCUACCUCUGAGGAACUCGCUAUCGGCAAUGUGCGAUUUACCACAUUCGAUCUCGGCGGUCAUCCCCAAGCCCGCCGUAUCUGGAGAGACUACUUCCCGGAAGUGAAUGGCGUCGUGUUCCUCGUCGAUGCCAAGGACACGGAGCGAUUCGCCGAGGCCAAGGCAGAGCUCGACGCCCUGCUCGCGAUGGAGGAGCUCUCCAAGGUGCCCUUUGUCAUUCUUGGCAACAAGAUCGACCACCCCAGCGCCGUCCCCGAGGAUACCCUCCGCCACGAACUCGGGCUGUACCAGACGACCGGCAAAGGCAAGGUGCCUCUGGAGGGCAUCCGCCCGAUCGAGGUGUUCAUGUGCUCGGUAGUCAUGCGCCAGGGUUACGGCGACGGCAUCCGCUGGCUUUCUCAGUACGUCUAG